Messenger RNA from Frankliniella occidentalis (western flower thrips), 1280 nucleotides. Its product is annotated as armadillo repeat-containing protein 1-like. The record is from RefSeq and is a predicted model, not a curated record. The coding region runs from base 246 to 974 and encodes 242 amino acids. The transcript is spliced from 5 exons. Lineage: Eukaryota; Metazoa; Arthropoda; Insecta; Thysanoptera; Thripidae.
GUAAAGGAGACUAUAUUGAACGCUUUAGUUCUGUUUAAUGUAGUUUCAUAUAAAUUCCAAAUAUAUCAACAGGUUUAUCGUCAUGAAAUGAGAUACAACAUAAGUUUUAAGUCAUUCUGUUAAGUUUCCAUCAGUAGGUGACGAGCCGGGCUCAUGUUUUGAAAACUUCCAUCCGUCACGAGGGUCACCGAGGGUCUUUGUUUUAUGGUGUCUUAGUCAUUUAUUUGAAUUAACGAGGCUUCACGAUGACUGGUGCUGAUGAUGAAAUGUUCAACACAGUUCAGCGGUACAAGAUUUUGGCUGAAAACAAAGAAAAUCAAGCAGCAAUGAUAAAGGAUUCUGCUGUUGUCCAGUUCUUGGUAUAUGUUUUAGAAGGAACCUCAAUUGCUGUGAGAGAUACCGCCAUGUCAACUUUGGAGCUGCUCGGAGAGAACAUAAAACUUCGCCCCACCCUAAGAAAGACAUUUGGUGUCAUGGAGUCCUUAGAAGCCAUCGCCAGCAGUUCUGCUCCUGAAGAGGUAAAUUUAGCAGAACGAGCCAGAAAACUUCACAGCAAACUUGAACAGUCGAAUAAUGUUGUGUGGGAGGUUCCUAAAGAAGUACUUCUGCGCAUCCCAGAAUUAUCUUCAGAGGAUUGCACAGAAAUUUGGCAAGCAUUAUCAUCAGUGCGGGGUGUUGUCUCUUGUCAGUUCAAUCUUGAACUUCAAACAUGCACCUUAACGGUUUUUAGUAGUAUGAACCCACAAUCUUUGGUGCAAAUCCUUUCCAACCAGUGUAGUUUGGAUGCUGAGGUGGUCAAGCCUGGCUCUCAGGUAAGCUCUCAGGAUUCUGUCCCAGACCUCCCUGCAUACCUGCCUGAAGAAGACUCACCUGUGGUGCAAAAGAAGGCUGUAGCAAGACGAAGGCCUAAACGAAGGGAGAGCAGCUGGUUCACAAGAGCUGCUAGUGUUAUUGUUGAUUCAUUCUUUUGGUGAAUUGACUUUGGCAUGACAAUUCAUGUCUUGCUUUGAAAUUUUAGCUUUUGACUUGUGCAAGCAUUUGAGGUUUUGAUUUUGUAACAGACCCGGUGACAAUUUCAUUUCACCUUGUGAUUGCCUUUUCCUCUUGCACUUUGUGGCAGUUGUCCUCUUCUUUUGCAAUGUUUUCCUGGUUGUUAUUAAUACAUUUCUUUAAUGUAGCUUAAGACAUGAAAGCUUGCUGUGAGGGAAUGAAAAAGUAGACUGAUAGUUUUAAUUCACUUGUAAAUUUUGAGCAAACUCAUCACACUUAUUUAUUUGACA